Molecule: messenger RNA, 4748 nt
Organism: Actinia tenebrosa (Australian red waratah sea anemone)
Lineage: Eukaryota; Metazoa; Cnidaria; Anthozoa; Actiniaria; Actiniidae
Molecular function (GO): metallopeptidase activity
Source: RefSeq, a predicted model, not a curated record
ACAUUAUCUAUUUUUUACCUAUAGGGUUCUCAUGAUUUGAUUUUUCUAAUCGUUUCUUUKUGUUGUUCAGCUCCCUGUCAAGACAAGAACAAAAACUGCAGUGCUUGGAGUAGUAACGGGAAUUAUUGUUCAACCYACAAAGAAUACAUGCAAGUCUACUGUAAAAAGAGCUGUAGAAUGUGURCAUAAACCAAAUCCCGUCGAUAGAUGAAGGAAUAAAGCAAGAAAUUAAAACCACUCCGAAGAACUUUUUCGUUGACUUAAAAUGUUAAAGUACAUAAAGCACAAGAACUUUCAUUUGAAUGGCAGUACUAUUGAUAGAAAGAAUGCUUUUAUUGUARUUUGUUUGCUUUUUGAUGUAAUUCUUGUGAAAGGUUUUUUAAUAAAAGAAUGUUGACACAAACACACAUUCCAGAAUGAAUAAUUAAGGAGCAGAACAGUUCAUUAUUCAUUACAAGCCACUCGAUUAUGACCCGUUUGGUCUUUCAUUGCGGAACCUUACUCACUUCAUACCCUUAAUAGAAUAUGGUUUUCUUUGGGCACGAUAUAUAAAACUUGCAUAUGUUAGAUACGGRUGGUUGUAACGUUGACCUUUUAAAGCUAUAUACAACUAUACGGCAAAUAUCUUGGUCACUAAACUGCAGACAAUUGGACCGGCGGCGUAGCUAGCUUUGCUUCGUACCCACCAUAGACGAUAGACCGAGAACUGCCUUGGAUGACUUGACUGAACACGAUGGAGACCCUUACUACAUGGCUAUUGUUUCGAUUUAUUCUGUURUCAGUCUCUUCAGUAUUGGUAUACACCCACGUCCAAGUUAACCAAAGAUCUAGGUGUGCAGUCAGAGACUCCAUGAAAAUCCAUCCAGAACUAGCACGCACACCUACCGCGGGAUUCUCGUUCAUGUCUACUAUUGACUCGAAGCUGAUAACCAGGUCGAGAAGCCAAGGAGACAAAGAUGCUUUUAAUGCYCUCUUUAAUGAAAAAUUCAAAUGUCACGAGAAGUAUGUUAUUCCUGUGGCAUGGCAUGUUAUUCAUUCRACAAGUGGCGAAGGAAAAGUUGCAAAGGAGACCCUUGAAAAACAAGUCAWAGUGUUGAACGAUGCUUUUGUACGAACACCGAUGAUCUUCAACAUGAGUUCAGUUGAUUACACAGCUAACGAUGCCUGGGUCAAGAACUGUCUUGCAAUGUCCCCAGAUUUCAUGCGCGCCUUGUCCCAGUCCCCAAGUAGUACUCUAAAUUUGUACACUUGUAAAUUUAGUGUUCUAGAAAGUACGAUAGGUAGUGCAGCGAUGCCCUGGUGGUACGAAGAGGAUAGUGUAUAUCAUGGUAUAGUUGUUCACCCAGACACACUACCUGGGGGUAGUUAUGCUCCUAUCAAUGAAGGAAAGAAUACGGUACAUGAGGUUGGUCACUAUUUUGGCCUUUUUCACGUUUUUGAGGGGGAAUGUAACAACAUGGAUGACGGAGUGCAUGACACACCCAGGAGUAAACCAUCGUACGGCUGUCCAUCCACAGACACAGACACCUGUCCAGAACAACCAGGAAAAGAUCCCGUCAGAAAUUAUAUGGGAUAUACGAACGAUGCCUGUAUGACAGAAUUCACAACAGGUCAAAUUGAACGCAUGAAGUGGGCCCUAGAGAAGUACAGACCAAGUCUCAUGAAGAUGCCUCAACAGCCUUGUACAAUAGACGCCAUAUUCCGCUGGUCCAAUGGGUACGUAUACUUGUUCUCAGGCUCCAACUACUACAGAUAUAACGAGUCAAGACCUGGGCUUGACCCAGGCUAUCCACGGUCCAUUACAUCUCAUUGGCCUGGUGUGCCGUCCGACAUAGAUGGAGUCUUUAGAUACGGUAAUGGAAUAACCUAUUUUUUCAAGGGCAAGUACUAUUUUCGCUAYAACGAUACGAGCAGCCGAGUCGACCCCGGGUUUCCUCGGCUUAUCAACGAUUUUUGGCGAGGCGUUCCUUCGGAUAUUGAUGACGUCAUUAGCUCAGCCAAUAGUUACACGUACUUUUUCAAAGGUUCGCAAUACUAUCGAUUUAACCCUAAAACUCGUCACGUGGAUGAAGGGUACCCCAAAGCCAUAAGCGAUUACUGGGUAGAUGUACCCAAGGAUAUCGAAGCUGCCAUCUCCUGGUACAAUGGAGGGGUGUAUUUCUUCAAGGAUGCUCAGUUCUGGUUCUUCCUUCACGGUAACAAAGCAGUGGGAGUACCUCAUGGGUACCCUAAACCAGUCAGGGAAUGGUGGCAAGGGACAAUGGAACUGUCUUGGUACACUCUAUUCAGGCACUGUAAUGGCUUCACCUACUUCUUCCAAGGAAACCAAUACUGGAGAUUCAACGACAACCUUUACCAUGUCGACUUUCAAUAUCCCAAGCCCAUCACGUCAUCCUGGACAGGGCUACCGACAAAUAUAGAUACUGGAUUCAUGUGGAGUAAUAAGAGAAUGUACUUCUUCAAGGGGACCAAGUACUUUCGUUUUAAUGUAACCGCUGGCGAGCUGGAUCUUGGAUAUCCAAAACCUAUAGUAUAUUUUUGGAAAGGCGUUCCUCAUGGUUUAGAUGCUGUUUUCAGAUAUGUAAAUGGCAUAACAUACUUCUUCAAGGGGUCUGAAUAUUACAGGUUUAACGACACGACCUUCCAGAUCGACCAAGGUUAUCCACGACCCAUUGGCAACUUCUGGAAAGGUAUACCAGACAAUAUUGACUCAGUAUUYGUGUGGAGUAACGGACACACCUACUUCUUCAAGGGAAGCCUGUAUUACCGGUUUAACUGUGAAACCAAACAGGUUGAUCAAGGUUAUCCCAAGUCAAUUUCUCGCUGGCGAGGAAUGCUUUACCAGCCUUAACAAACCAGAAACAUGUACUUAUAUUGUAUCAAGCUCGAAAAAGGCGAGAUAGUAGAAGUACAACUAACAUAUAGGGAAACAGAAAAGGUUUGGUCUGUUACAAGAAUUGCCUUAUAUCACCAUCACAGCUAGACUGAUUCCAUAAGUCGUAGUUUUCGCUCGUUUUUGGGUUGUGGUCGAUCGACAAAAGAGCGAAAACACCGACUUAUGGAGUAAGUCUAAAUUAUAGCUUGUUUAUAAGGGGCGAAGAAUAAUAAGAAUUUUGUCUAGAUUCACUCUGCAGCUGAAUUGUAAGCACUAUGUCUGGUUUACKAACAUUUUAUAAACCGGUACUUUAUCCUACAAUAUAUAUUUAGUAUUUGGUGCCUAUUUCUAACUAGUUUCAAAAACACAUUUUUUUUUGUAAUUUAUUUUUUGAGUCGUUAAUGUUUACUUUUGUUCCCCAACCACGACCAUGAAUCUUAGCGGUACAACAAAAGAUCGACCAAUAGAUCUAUAACUCUGACGAAGACUACAGGACUUGUUCAACAUUUAUUUUUAUUUUAAGUUAUUCUCAAAUCAGUUUUAAAACCUUUGCUUCACUCAAAACGAAAGAUAGUUUUCGUGUCUUUUCGUAGUGUUAUAGGGCAAUUGUAUUCAGUAAGAACAUGAAUAAGAGUAUCGUCCAUUAGAAACUUGAUCACUCGAGGAAUCCAGUAAGCUUCAAAAACAGCGAGUUUAAUAAUAUCCAUGAUAAACAGUACAAUGUUUAUUAAAUUAGCAAUAGCUGGACAGACGCCUUAACCGGCCACACAUAAAAAUAAUCUAGACACACUUCAGAUUAAGAAAAAUGCAAAAGUUAUUGAUAACAACUUAGUGGGAGUGUAAGCCACCUUCGUCUGAGGAGUACUGAUGGCUUUUAAGUGGCCUGGGAUAAACCCGUCGAUUUGAAUGAAAUAAACUAGAGCAGUUUUCGUAUAACUAUUAAAAAAUUGGCAGCACGUACACGGCCGUGACAAGGCAAAGCAUACGCCGGACCAAUCACGUUGCGCGCGAAAUUACUCUCCAUCCAAUCAAAUUGCCCGAAACACGGAAUGAACGAGAGCGAGAAAAAAAAUCAUACAAACUGAAAAUUCUAGAAAAAAUCACGGUCUCGGCAAGACACGUAUACGACACCAAGCUUUUCACAGUCAUACGAAAACUGCUCUACAGCAUUACGUUAGCACACCAUGAUUAAAUAUUAAGAUUCACUAAACACCGUCAGAACAUAUUAGCCUAUGAAUAGAUUCUUCUUCCGGUCACUGUCUUCGGCACUCGAGGGAGUAGGGAGAGGCCUGGUGAGAAGUGAUUGAUCUACUAAGGGGGGAGGGGAAAGUCUAGUUUUUACUGCAUGUACUUGUCGCCUUUCUCUGCUAGCAGUUUAGCAGACGAUUUGGCAUCAUAGAACAAUUCGUUUAUCUCUUCCACAUCUUGUUUACUGAUGCAAUCACGACCUGAGUGGACCAAGCAGCAACAACAUUAUUAGAAUGAUCUCAGUACUYCAAACAAAUACCAAUGAUAAACCUUUACAGCUUUCCCUAUUUCAGACCAYGUGUCAUUCCCUAGAGUAUSAUUUCUUUGUUUAACGGUUACGCAUGAGAAYACAAURAAUCUAAUAUUCAAACAAAGAAUCUUGAUCUCUAUAUAAAACCACACGUGGUCUGAAAUGGGAAAACAUCGCAGUCAAGGUAAAAAGGUUUAUAAUGUGACUGAAGCAAGGUAAAGUUUUGUCCAGAACGAGAURCGAACUAAAUUUGAGAAUUUACUUAGAAAAAAGAUCAAUGUACGUUUCCAUGCAUUUACCGUUGAUUCGUGCCAAGACAUUAGAUGGUGUUAACAACUGUACAGCAUAUCUGGAAUAAAAGAUGAAAUAUGUUAG